AUGGGAAGACCACAGAUCUGGGUCGGGUUGGCGGCGGUGGCGGUCGUCGCGCUCGCCUUCGCCUUGCCGGCGUUGGCGGACGACGAUGUCUUGGCGUUGUCGGAGGAGACCUUCGAGAAGGAGGUUGGUCAGGAUCGUGGCGCUCUUGUCGAGUUCUUCGCCCCCUGGUGAGGGAUUCCACGGCUGUUCUUUUGUUAAUUUUCUUUGUGGUCGCUGAAUUCUUCUUUUCUCGCCCUGGGUAGUUUCGGGUUGAGAGUUUUAUCGCGGAUCAGGUAGAUUAGUCUUCCUAAGUAAGUCGCGAGGGUGAUCCUCGUUCUUUUUGGCGCUGGGGACGUGCCCCAACCAUUUAUUGUUCGAUGAAAGCUGAUCAGUCAGUAGUUUUCUGUUAAUUCAACAUCACCCAUGACCCGAGCCGGGGAAGCCGUUGGUUGCGGCUGUGCUUUAGAUACGGGAGUUUUCUAGUUUUUUCCGUUUUCUUCGCUUGAUGUGUCUUUAUCCGAGAUUAAUCGUCUAUGUCGUCGGUAACGGUGAAAUGAAGCCGUAGGUCCUUAAAUAUGGUGGAAAAAAGAGAAAAUGUCGCCCAAGAUUUCCUAGUUACCCUUCACGGACAGCAUUUCAGGCGUUUAUAUCUUAUCAAUUUUGUCUUUUAUCUGUAGGUGUGGGCAUUGUAAGAAGCUCGCCCCAGAGUAUGAGAAGUUGGGUUCUAGUUUCAAAAAAGCAAAAUCUGUCUUGAUAGCAAAGGUGAGAUGCACCUGCGCUGGUCAUUCUCUCACAGUCCUUUUAUCUCUAGUUUCCCAUUCAAAUGCUAAAUUGUGUUCUAUGUAUGCACGUUUGUAAUUUUUUACAUCUUUUUUUUCGUGUACGAAAAUAGCGUAGGUGAUUUGACAGAAUUGGUGAUUCAAGUAUGAACGAAAAUAGACGAACGUUGCAAAUCCUCAACUAUGCCGGAAAUAUGUUUUUCCUGAGGACGAGUUUGAUAAAAUGUUUCAUUGCUUUUGAGUUGGCAGAAAAAAGGGCGGUUUGUGGGCUGGGCUCAUGUUGGGCUUGUGGAAUCCCUGUGACACGCAGGUAGGCCCAGCCUAUUUCUCAGGCUUGACUAGAUUUGUUUGCGUCUUAAAGAAAGUUGGAACAAGCUGUGCGGGAUGCUAAUGGAGGAGAGAUGGGGGCAAGCGGAGUUUUUGUGAAAGGAAAGCUGCACAAAAGGAGGAGAGGAAUGGGGGGAUUAUGGGGCCUAGGUUUUUGCAGUAUGUGAGGAGAUUGGGCUAGUCUUGCCCAUUUUUUAUUUUUGUUGUCCAAGCCCGUUUUUGAAUUCAAUACCUUCCAAAGACACCUCCACAUUAUGGAGAUUUUUGUUUUAAAUUAGUGCGCAAAGUAGGACGGUAGAAUUAAAAAAGAAAAGGAAAUUCCUCUUCCCAUGGGAAUGGGCCAAAUCUGAUAUUUUGGUUGAGCAUUCACUGAGUCAGGUGAGGAUGGCUGAGCGAGAUUCAAGGGGACGCAUACAGUGGACAAGUAGGGUUGGGGUAGGAGGUGGACACGUGUAAUGAUAUUUGUUUCGGUGAAAUUUAUAGAGUUGUUUGUCGUUUUCUCUAGUUUUGUCACCCUCACUCCACUUUGGCCGAGCCUCAAUGUCUUUCUCGUUUUGGCUUCGAUAGGUGGAUUGUGAUGAACAAAAGAGUGUGUGCACCAAGUAUGGGGUUACAGGAUACCCGACUAUCCAGUGGUUUCCAAAGGGUUCCUUGGAGCCAAAAAUGUAAGUACGGAUACGAUUUUUGCACAAAUAUAUCUGUACUUUCUGAAGUAGUGACUUUCUCAUAUGAGUUGUGUAGAUUGGCAUGCGUACUUUCUUAAAGUUGUCUCUCUCCUUAAACAGUUCAAUUCUACUAUUCUAUUUAAAAUAAAUUAACUCUCGGGUCUUCGGGUUGUGACUUUUGUACUCUACUUCAUGUGAAGGUAUGAAGGCCCACGUACAGCUGAAGAUCUUGCUGAAUUUGUUAAUACUGAAGGAGGUGACAUAAUGUUAAUCUCUUAUUGCUUUAUGCUACCCUUAAUUAGCAUUUUAGUCUCUAUCGUGUAUUUUCAUCUCCCUUAUUUUUCUUAUCAUCUUUGCAUUGUCAAAAGGACUUAUUCCAUCUAUCCUCGUGGCCUUAAAUCCAUAAAAGUAGGUACGAGAAAUCAGAAGCGUUUUUCUUUCCGGCAUUAGCAUUCUCAAUAUUUGUAAUAUCUUAGACGACAUCAUGAACAGUUUUCUCGGGCGAUACUUCAUAUCAGAUGAAUCCCUUUAUUCUGAAAAUGUCUGAUUUGUUUCUUCCUUGGUUAGUAUGUUAUCGAGAGUCAUAGUUUGUUCCCCGAUUAAGUUUGAGUCAUGUAGACCAUGUCAAACUCCCUGUGCUUUCAUAUGCACAAUGCAUUGCCGUCCGAAUAGUUUCUCUCCUUUUCUGUUUUGUAAAAUUCCCGUGAGGAUAUAAAAUGAUAUCAUGCCGCCUUUGUACCUGUACUGCAUGUGAGUUCUCUCUUUUGUAAGAACGAUGCCUUCCAUAUUUCAAUGCCUAAUAAUCCUAUGCAUUUAGUAAAUUCUGACGCAUUCCUGACCAAAUGGUAAAGGAUUUGAGUCGCUGGGAGUCUAAUCCCUUUUCUAUUUUUAUGACAGGUACUAAUGUAAAGAUUGCGACAAUUCCUUCAAGUGUUGUCGUGCUGACAUCAGAGAGCUUUGAUGAGAUUGUUUUGGAUGGGACGAAAGAUGUUCUUGUCGAGUUUUAUGCGCCAUGGUCAGUUUCAUUUCUCUUUCUUUGUUUCCCUCAUCAAGUUUUCUCUGAUUGUUUCAUUUAUUGUCAGAUCAUACUGAUCAUGUUUCGAUUCCUUUUGGGAUUCAUUGGAUCGUCCUUUUUCCAUUCAGUAAACUUAACACGUUUUAUUGUCACAAUAUUUUGAUAUUCAUCGUUAUAUUUCUGUGGCAACGUGAAUGAAUGUCGAAUGUAACUCAUCUUUCUCCUUGUGAACUUCGACUCCAGUUUCAUCUUUGUCUUCUUCCUUCUUGCAGGUGCGGUCACUGCAAAAGCCUUGCUCCAGUAAGUAAAGCUUUAUUAAUCUCUACUGUCAUUGGACCUUGGGUGAUACCGUUCUCCUGGGGAUCUGUAAUUUUGGUUUAUUUUAUUUCUUUUUUUCUAGACUUAUGAGAAGGUUGCCACUGCAUUCAAAAUGGAGGAUGAUGUAGUUAUUGCUAAUAUUGAUGCCGACCAAUACAAGGAUCUGGCUGAGAAGUAAGUGUGGUUUCCUGGCAUCUGAAUACGAUGUAGAUACAGAAAUUUGUGUUAUUAAGAUAAUUGAUUAUUUGAUGAUGAAAUUGACGAUUUUGAGGACAGUAAAUAUUGUUCAGGCUUAUAAUUGAGACAUGGUAUCUAAUACUAAGGAAAAGCAAUCAGUUCUAAUACACUUCCUGAAGUAUACCCUUGUUUAUCUCAAGUGUCUGGAAGUUUUUUUCUGAACUCUAUUUUUGAAGAUUUUUUAAAAAUUUCUAGUUUCCGUUUCCUUAGAAAGAAUUUUUAUUUGCAUGAAAAAUAUUUAUUUGCACUUAUCCAGGAACCAUCAAAGGUUAUUUUGUUUUUAGGCUGUAACUUAUAUAUCCAUCUUCACGUCUGUAUUUUACCAUUAAGUUCUUGACUGAUGAAAUUAAUAUUAAGUCUCUUCAAAUCAUGCUUUAGAUCCAACACAUUUUCCUUAAAGAUGAAACUUUGAAUUUUUGGUACAUUAUGUAAUACAUAUCAAGAAUGAGGUUAAUGAAAAUUUAUCUCAGCGAUUUAUGUUUUAAGAUUAUUAAUGACAUGUAUACAUGGUUUUUGGAGUGCAUGUGCUAAGGUGAGAUGGCAUGUGCUGAAUGGUAAAGGUGGCAAUUGCCCUGGUUAGCUCCAUACAAAACUCUGAAUUUUAUUGGGACGUCCGUGCUGUACAGAGUUGUCCCAAUGCUUUUCUCUCGACAUCUGUUACAGAUAUCAAUGACAAUUGUCCAUGAAUUCUUCUUUUGCUUCCCAUUUCCACAUCUGAAUCUCUGAGAGUUGUUUAUGGGUGUUGAUCAAUUCUGUUUCUGUGUGCACGAAAUGAUAUCCUCUCCUUUCAGAAUUUCAUUGAAAUAUGUGCUAGCCAGGUGGAAAAGCCUAUUUAUGUUCUGUCUAAUGAGUAGUUUGACAGGAGAGAACAAAAGUAAAUUCGAGCUUUCCUCCAAUCAAAAGAAAAUAAAAGUAUAGAAAGAAAUAAUAAUAAUAAUACGACUACUGGUUAUUAUUAUUAUUAUUUUUCUAACAAGGCUUCUCGCUGACGAGUUUUGGGUUCCUGAUAUCAAAUUGACCGAUUAAUUCUUAUAAGCAACUCUGUUAAAUGUCCUCUUUCAGGAUGGUCUGCAUUCUGCGUUUUAUGUUCUUUUCAAGUGAUGAAUCGUGGUCCAAUAUCGAGAAAAUGAAAGUGUUUAACGUUUUUUGCUUAGUAGAUUUAAUCCUUAAUUCAUCCGAAAAUGUGUUUGGUUCUUCACGAGGUCUAUUGACAGUUUCUUGAUAUCUCUAUUAUUUUUAAUUGGUAUGUAAAUUUUUAAGAGUUAAUUUCGAUGCUAAAUUAUCCUUGCAGGUAUGGAGUUAGUGGGUAUCCUACAUUAAAAUUUUUCUCUAAGAGCAAUAAAGCUGGUGAAGACUAUGAUGGUGAUAGAGAAGUUGCUGACUUUGUCAACUUCAUCAAUGAAAAAUGUGGCACCAGCAGAGACCCAAAAGGGCAACUCACUUCUAAAGUCAGUAUUGGAUAAUGAAACAACGCCGGCACAUAUAAGUUGGCUGUUAUAGUUUUCUAAUUAUUGUCUUUUUGAUACUUCUAGGCUGGUGUUCUAGCAAGCCUGGACAGUUUGGUGAAGGAGAUUGUAACCGCCGGCGAAGCAGAAAAGAAGGCAGUAUUCACUCGCAUAGAAGAGGAAGUUGAAAAGCUUGAAGGUUCUUCUUCAAGGUAAAUCCAUUACCCCUUUCGAAAAUAAGAUGGAUCAUAAUCGUAAAAGUUAGAAUAGCUUAUGGUAAUUAACAAUGACCUUGGUUAAUAUUUACUGUUGUCUUUGUUUUACUACCAAAGGAAAAGAUUCGUCCAGUAAACUUUUUACUACAUAUGGGGGGUUGAGAUGGCGUUUAAUUCCUUAAGAAGAAGAAGAUGAAUACAUCGACAUAUUUAGUAUCCUGUACAGCUUCGCCUCAUCCUACAUGGACUAAAGUUUCAUCUCGGUCAUCUACCGAGGAGAAUUCGCGCCCCCCCCCCCCCCGCCGGGGGGUAUGGGCUCAGAUGAGCUUUUACUGGGCUCAUUAGCCCUUUGCCCGGACUUUGCCUCACGGACUCUCACUGUGAUCUUUCAGGUACGGAAAGGUUUACCUAAAAGCUGCGAAGAGCUACGUCGAUAAAGGUGCCGCUUACCCCCAGAAGGAAAUUGAUCGGCUUCAGAGAAUGUUGGAGAAGGUGGGCUUCUUACCUUGCCUUAGUUUCCUUAUGUUCUGAUCUCUAAAAGAUGGCAGAAAAGGGAUGCUCACGGAGCCCUCCUUGAUGAGAUUGAACUAAGCCUGAGCUUGUUGGUUGCAGUCCAUCAACCCUUCCAAGGCGGACGAGUUCGUCAUCAAGAAGAACAUCCUGUCGACGUUCGUCGCCUGA
This is a messenger RNA of Spirodela intermedia, 5661 nucleotides long. NCBI's taxonomy places the organism in Eukaryota, Viridiplantae, Streptophyta, Magnoliopsida, Alismatales, Araceae. The record is from the annotation of a GenBank genome assembly.